AUGAUAGGUUUUUUUUUCUUUGUGGUGAUUUCUCUUCUUUCAGUUACAAGCUCCUAUAAAAUCAAAGUUGUAGACGUGGAUGCUAUUUGCAAACAAACAAAGGAUGUUUCAUUUUGUACAAAUCUUCUGAAUUCAAAGCCUGACGGUGUAGGUCAAGAUCUUGUCAGCCUUGCACAAUACACUCUUGAUGUGGCUCGUUCCAACACUACCAACACCAUCAUUCUAAUCCAAUGGUUAAUCGCACAAAGUGGUAGUGAUUUUGAGGCACAAAUUCCCUACAAGAAAUGUUUAUCUUACUUUGAGGAUGUUGUUGGUGAUAUUGACUAUUUUUGUGACAUGUUGAAGGUGAGAAAUUACAAAGAGAUGUUUCAUGCUGCAGAUCUUAUACUAAUGUAUAUUGAUUUUUGUCUAAAAGGAAGUGGUCCUGAUGAACCUCCUUAUCAUGGUAAUCCCAUGGUGCCAAAAAAUGCCAAUGUUCUCAAUCAAGUUGUUACUAUAACAAGUUUUAUCGUAGAAAAACUUGAUUGA
This is a messenger RNA of Lathyrus sativus (Indian pea), 528 nucleotides long. The record is from the annotation of a GenBank genome assembly. NCBI's taxonomy places the organism in Eukaryota, Viridiplantae, Streptophyta, Magnoliopsida, Fabales, Fabaceae.